Messenger RNA from Sphaeroforma arctica JP610, 2001 nucleotides. RefSeq lists its product as hypothetical. The record is from RefSeq and is a predicted model, not a curated record. The transcript has 9 exons. The coding region runs from base 1 to 2001 and encodes 666 amino acids. Gene Ontology annotation, cellular component: nucleolus. Gene Ontology annotation, biological process: maturation of LSU-rRNA from tricistronic rRNA transcript (SSU-rRNA, 5.8S rRNA, LSU-rRNA); maturation of 5.8S rRNA from tricistronic rRNA transcript (SSU-rRNA, 5.8S rRNA, LSU-rRNA). NCBI's taxonomy places the organism in Eukaryota, Ichthyosporea, Ichthyophonida.
AUGAAUAUUGCCUUAUAUGGAACAGGCGCCAAAGCGGCGGCCACUUUCAAGUGUCUCGACUCACGCAUGCUGUGGGCGUCAGUGCGAUCGUUUCCGUUUGACCGUAAAUUGGUGGCCCAAAGUACCGAACUGUGUGGAUACGAAGAAUCGCCAGACUACAAGCGAACCGACGCCCUCUCCGCCGUGUACGAUCCGGCGUUCGUACUCCCCACCGUCUACCAAGCACUGCUGUCCAGUGAUGACGUCGACAUUCGUAAACUCAUUGAGAGUCAUGUGGUUGGCUACUGUGUGUCGUCACUGUCGUCACGUGACGUGCACGUGCGCAUUGCGGGGUCGGCAGUCCUGCGACAUCUGUUUGACAACCAUUUCAAACACUCGAGUUUCCGCGAACAGAGCCAGGUGCAGUACCUGCUGAGUGUGUUCAGAGACGGCAUCGAAAGCAACGAUCAACGAGUGCCUACUAUCAUGACCGUGUUUGUGAGCGAAGCUCUGCUGGUACUCAUUGCCCCUGACCAUGCUAUGUAUGCAACAGUGAAUAAAUUCAUUCUGCAAAGACCCUAUCUGCCCCUGGAUGACGUCCCCUUGUUCUACAACAUGCUUCUUAGUGGUGAUGACACAAGCAUAGCACAACAGAACUGGAUGCUGCGGUGGGUGACAUUUGGUUUGGUAGAUGAAUCCGAUUGGGCGCUGUACAAAAGACGUCACGUGGGCGAAUUGCUGCUGAGUAUGAGCGAGUCCCGACUCAGCGACAAAACCACACGCCAGUUGGUGUCCGAGUUCUUCCUCGCAGCGGUGCACAUCCCUGGCGUAGCCAAUGAGCUGUUCCGAAGCGCAGGCCUAGUCACGUGGUUGUUCACUCGUGCUAGUCUGAGUGCGUUUGAUUUGGCACCCAUACACCGACCGGGUGUACCGUUUGAUAUGCCCACGUACUGUCGUAGUGAGGCUGGCGAUGAGUUUGAAGACACACUGCAGAUGGCCGUGUUGCUAUGGCAACGUAUCGACGCACGCUCACGGCAGUGGCCGUUGGUACGCGAGACUUAUCAGGCGUUGCUGGAGAGGGCUUUCCGAUGGAUCAACGUUAAUAGCCAGGCCAUGGGUGAGGGCGAAUGCGUAAACCGUUGCACAAUACUCUUAGUCGCACUCGCACACCUCACAGACAACGAAGAUAUACAACCACACACGCACACACACACAAAGACCAGCACUCUCUCGGAUACACACACCUCCACACAGAAGACACACACACACAACACCGUACACACGCGAACGAAGGACCCCGGCGGUACACCGGCACGCCCAUCGGCACUCGACGCCACCACUCCCAGUCCAAUCUCCAUAAAGCCAUCGGUGAUGGAGAGCUUUGUACGCACGUGUAUACUGUUUGGGGUAGUGCAACCACACACACAGAGUGGUGGGGAACGGGUGGACUACACCCACGCACCGAACAUGCACAGGCUCGUGCGGGUGGUGUGUGUGGCGGCGCUCGAUAAUUGCCCACUUUUGAGUGGUGGUGGGGGGUCUAGUGGUAUCCGGAAUGCCGAAAUCGAGUCCGUUAUUUGGCUCAUCCAGUUCUGUGUGUCCGCGUUGAGUGUGGGCGAAGACAUUUCAUUGAACAGUGGUAGGAGUGCGCUCACGCUCGCGACCAAUGAAAGGGCGAGAUCUAUAAAUAGAAUGUCUGGGUCUAUUGAUUUCCUGGUGGAAUCUGUGCUGGGGCUGGUGGCGCGCAGAGGGGCGAUGGGGCGAGCGAUCCGAUUGUCACUGACUGACAUUGAGACGGGACCUUCUAAGAUGCUUUGUCGGGCACGUACCAAUGCUAAUCAAUGGUACUCCUUUUGUUAUGACAGUGGACUUUAUACGGAGCUGAAGAGUGAGCUCUCGCGCCUUCAGUCAGGCUCAGGUGCUUCGCCUGAGGCGGGUGUGGUUGCCUUGGCAACGGCGGUGCAGCUACAAAAUCUAUGGCAGAAAUCCCUCGGUAGCGAUGACGUACUCUGCACGGCCUGA